Molecule: messenger RNA, 2992 nt
Organism: Cotesia glomerata
Lineage: Eukaryota; Metazoa; Arthropoda; Insecta; Hymenoptera; Braconidae
Source: RefSeq, a predicted model, not a curated record
GGGAUCCUUGUCUAGGGUCAUCGCUUUGGACAACAGGAGGGGAUUGUACUCAGAGGAUAUAGGAGAAUAUCGGCCAUUCGCCCGCAACAAAACAAUUAUAACCUUUAUGAACAUCGAGGACGAGGAAAGGAAAAUCGGAAUUUUGGAAGAGAAGAUAAACGAGGUAGCGAAAGAAGAAUCGAGCAGCCAAUACAGGGAAUGGAGAGAACAGAUCAGACGAAUGAAGACCCGAAUGCGCGAUAGCAUCCACCGCUGCAGUAUACGGGAAGCAUUUACCACUGCUGAAACCCUACAAUACCAUCAAGAAAUCUUUAAAAUCAAGGAAAAUGGAGAAAAGAUAAGAAGAACAGAAAAGGGCGAAUGGAUUAUCAACCCCAAUCAAGGAAGUCUAAAAAUAGGAAACGGAACCACCUGGGAGGAAAUAGAUGCUGAAAUUAUACUAAUGGACAAAAUCACCGCUACAGCAUUUUUUGUCGCUCUAGCGGCAUACGAAGGUCAAGCAAUUCGUGACGUAUAUUCGCCAACUGUUAUAAAACAAGGAUUAGAAGAGAUUUUAGAAGAAAAUAGUAACUCAGAUCUACUGACGGGAACAAGCAACGACGGCAUAAGGUUAUUGCUGGGAAUCAUAGACAUCGAAGUGAUAAUUUUUCAUCAGCAAAUAAUUUACAAAUACGUAAUUCCAUUAAUACAGAGAACAAGUUACAGACUAAUUAGGCAUUAUCCUUUCCCGACACAGAUCAUCUCAGCACCAGGAUUUGGCUCGAUUGUCAAGCCUACUACCCCCUUUACGGCGAUCAACGAUCAGGGAUAUAUUCCGCUGACACAGGAAGAAAUAAGAUCAUGCCAGGUGAUAAAAGGACGAUUUUUGGCUAUGCAGACGGCAACCGCAAAGACAACCGAUGGGACGGAAGAAUGUGAAGUGGCACUGUGGAAGAAGUCACGAGAUAUUGAUCUCCGAAGUUGUGAUUUAAGAGUCGUGAAGAUGAAGGAAACAAUUUGGACAAAAUUAAUGGGAAUAAAUGCAUGGUUGUUUACAACCCAGGAAGCUGACAUAGUAAAGGGCAAGUGUCAAGCGAAUAAAUCAUUAGAAUUGGAAGUGCGCGGAACGGGAGUAGUUUGGAUGGCUCCUGGUUGCGAAGGAAUGGCAGGAAAAAGGAUAUUCACAACCACACAGGAAAUAACGAUCGCUACGAAAAUAUCCGAGGAAGUUUUAACCUGGCCAAGGAUAGAUGAGGAAUUAGAAAAAUUUUCCAAAGAAAUGCAAGUGGAUCUAACCCACGUUCUAAAAGAAAUCAGCGAAGAAAAUGAAGUACAACUUCCGGAAGGUAUAAAAUUUCAUCGAAUCUGGAGAGCUAUCAAGCAAAAAGGGUUGAAUCAGACUGUGCAUUUGGCGUCCUAUGGAACAAGAUCUCCAUUAGUAUACAUCUGCGCUGCUAUAGCACUUUUAAGUGCGACUGUACUUUGUGACCUAGUAUGGCGUGUAAUGAAGAGACGUAAUCUAACGAAAAACGACACCAGUGAGGAUGUUGGAAGAGAUAACCCAUAUUGUGAGGUGGAAGAUGCUAUCCCGGAAUCCAGUCAACCGAUGGAAGUCAUCAUGGAAAUCAGCGACAAAGCCUCCCGAUCAGGAACCAGGAUCAGCAACCCGGAGGUCAUUGAGAUGACCGAUCGACCCAAGAGGAUCAACUCGAGGAGUAAGCAGACAACAACGGUCGUCGACAGCUGGGACUACAGGGCAAUGCGCUUUUAAUUGAAGAUCUGGAAUCCUAUUAAUCCUUUCAACACACUCCCGAAAUCCCACCUACCUUUUUUUUGUUACAGGGACCAUCUAGGACCACCCUAAGAGGAUCAUAUUAACACUAUCCAAGGACACAAGAACCAAUCAGGAAGGAGACAUUACCAGAGAUCUUCGCAAAACCGUUAUAUUGUCGGGACAUAAGUAUUGUAAUCAACAUGCAUGUUAGCAUAUAUUCAUUAUUGCCUAUAUAUUCACUAUUAUAUAUAUAUAUUCAUUAUUAUUCUAGAAUGUAGAGAAGUCUCUUAGGGUUCCAAUUAUUUAGUCUGAGCAAGAGGGUGGUACAGCAAUUUAGAUGAGGAAAAAAAAACGCGUUAUAUAAAUCGGGACUUCAAGGUAAUAGAUUCCGAAUACCAUUCAGGAGAAUGGCUUUCUUUUUUAGCCGGGGGAGCAUGUGACAGGUGGGCCUACCCUCCCGUCAAUAUUAUGAUAUUCUAUAUAUAUUUUCUAUAAAUCGAUGGGCCAACUUGCCCACCUGAAUUAGACACCGAAUUUCCGUUGUAUUUCUAGCCUGACUCUGGUUACCGAGAAUCGCUGCUUGCACGUGUUGCUGAGGAGACGCUUUCUCAUGGGAACCGAGCGAACAGGUACUCUAGCACAGGGAACCGCUUUCGGCGCCUUGAUACCAUUUUCUGCUGACUAGGGAACUUGACAAUAACCACCUAGUUCCUCAGGGCGGAAUAAUCUGAGUUCAACCGCGGAAUAAUACAAGUUCCGCGCAGUGAUACAGGUGUUUGGCGGCAUCCGCGACCGAGGUUACAUAAACCUGGGACCUUCAGGAGGAGCGGCCUCUUGUAAUCAGUCAGUCGUUUAGUCUGUCCGAAUCUAUGUCGAGUCCGAGUUGUCUUGCAUCGUGAUUAAUUGUCUCCUAAGACUCUCAUUCUCGUUGCUGUCCCAUCUCUCUCUCUCAGUUAUAGAAUCAAAAGUAUUGCAUCAAAUGGAUUAUUGUACUGGAUUAGAUUUGCUUUCAUAAAUAGAAUUAGUUUGUAAAAGAGACUCUCAGGGCCAUUUCGGGCAACUCCCAUGCUUUUGGGACGGCCAAUAAACAAUUAGUACCGUAAUUCAUGAGUAUUCUUCAUUCACUGCGCGACCCACCCUUUUAUCAACAUCUAAAUAUUUUUCAGUGAGACGCUGAGCUAGUCCGGAGGUCUGUUUACGUGACAGGUAAAUAACCAGGUGUAGGCUCACACGUAACAA